AUGUCCGCCCCACUGCAUCAUGCAUGCACUCGCACUCCGGUGACGGCGCUUGCCUUUGCAGGCCCAUACAUCCUCACAGCAGAAGGUCCAUUUCUGCGCGUCUUCCUCAAAAAUGGCUCCGACUGCCUCUACUCGGAGAAAAUCUUUAAAAACCAGACAAUCCAUGGUCUUGUAGUCAUCGAUGCUUCUCGCUCAGAUUAUUCAUCAGUAAUCGCGUACGGAGGCCACCUCGUCCGGUAUUUGCGUCUUUCGCAUGAUGAAGUUGCGCGUACAUUCUCCCUGAACCAGGGUCCAGUCGCUCGGGUUUCAGACUGGGUUUUGGAUCUCGCCCACCCUUUUCAAGAGCUUAACCGACCCCUAAGCUCUUCUUCCCAUGCAACCUUGGCUGUCACUGCCCACAACCAAAUCGUACGACUUUGCUGGACAAGCUCUUCGCCAAGUACUUUUACCGCCAAUCCGCCAACCCUGACCGUAUCCAACCUUACUGUCAGUUCCCGCUGCAUCCUCUACUCGGCCCAUCUCUCUUGGCUCUCCGCAGCCAAGGUUCUUGUCGCCUCCGGGACCGCCUUCGGUGAGAUUUUGGUCUGGUCCUGCGAUUUCACUGAUCUCGAGAAACCCCGGUCAUGCGUCCACCACUUCUUCACAGGCCACGAAGGCUCUGUGUUCGGCGUUCAGAUUUCGCCGCCGUUCUCCGUCUCGUGCAACCAGGCAGCUCGCCAUCAAUUGCUGGCCAGUUGCAGCGAUGACCGGACAGUGCGGAUUUGGGACAUCUCCCAAUUACCAGAUGGAGGGGACUUCUCCACAUCCGACGAUGCUCUUGGAUUAGUGCAGGACCGAGAGACUGGGUUUGGCGCCAACGUUAACUCAGAUCAAGACGACUGCCUUGCCAUAGCAUGGGGACACACUUCGCGGGUAUGGGCCAUUCGCUUUGUUGGAUUCUCCACGAGCGACAAAGUUCGUCGCUUCGUCUCCUUUGGCGAAGACGCAACAAGCCGCGUUUGGGACCUUGACUGCAAGGCCUCCGAACACGGCCAAAAUACGCGCCUGAAAGUAAGUACCAAGCUUCUGGACACACGGGCUUUUCACUCGGGGAAGAACAUCUGGGCCAUGGAUUUGGCCCUUUCCCCGCAAUUUUCAGGCUUCGAGACCUGCACUGGUGCGGCAGACAGUGCAAUCGUCAGCACCCACUGGCCCUUGAACCCGCUCGAGUCAGUCUCACCGCAACCGACAACCGAUGCGCACAGGUGCUGCUCCUUUGUCUCUGAUCGCCUGGUCAUAUCUGCCACGAAUAGUGGCAAAAUAAUCAGGGGCAGAGAUGACGACGACGGUUUCGUAUGGGAAGUCGUGGACCAGAUUGAAGACCUCAAGGGCUACUCGGUUUCAGUUGGCCUGCCGGAGUGCACCCUGGCGUUCCUGGCUGGCAGUAGCGGCAAAAUCUACGCAUACCAGGACAGCACUCGUCGAUUUUCUGUCAUUUCCCAAUUGAGUCGAAAAAUCUCUGGAGCUUUCGCUUCCCAUUUCCGCGACUCAGAUGGUGCAGAUUUUGUCAGCCUCAUUGUCACAACUGUCAGCGCCAAGGUCGCUGAGAGCUUUCUGUUUUCAUGGAACCCUGACACCUUGGAGCUGCAAUUGAGGAGGAAGGCGGCGCUAGAAUUGCCGCGUUCAUUCAUUGUCACAAGCGCUCUCUACACCCUGACCUCUGCUCAAACAAUCAUCUUCCUAGGCGCCAGGAACGGCUCGGUGGCACAAUUCUCUGACUUAACCCCUGAAGAGACGUCGGGAGUCGACACGGUCCAAUCCCGCGCCAUUUUCGAGCUUCAUGCACCAGAGACGGUAACCUCGCUAGCUUGGGUACCACGCGAUUCAUCAACGCUCAAUCCAAACCACCUUGGGUACCUAUUAUCCACGGGGCGCGACGGACAUUAUGCCGCUACAGAGAUCUACACGGACAAGCAUGCCGUCAUUGCUCACCAGAUUAGCUUACCUUUCGGACCUAACGUUGAGGGAUGCUAUGUCGACGGCGGUAGUCUCAUCGUGUACGGCUUCCGUGGUAAGCACUUCGUCGUGGUCAAUGCUUCCACGGAGCAGGAGGUCUUCUCCGUCGAGUGCGGAGGUGCUCACCGCAUCUGGAGUUUCUGUCCUUCCGCAGAAGGUGAAGGAGGGACCUUCGUGUGGAAUCAAGCUUCUACGCUGAAGUUGCAUUCUACUGGCACCCUGUCACACCGGAUCAUCAGAUCCGGUGGCCAUGGUCGAGAGAUCAAGGCUGCGGCUGCAUGCCCGAGCGACCCACGCAUAGUUGCAACCGGAGCAGAAGACACUACGAUCCGUAUCUUCAAAUAUGGGGCGCAUGGCGGCUCACAGCCCGACUUUAGAUGCGUAAGGGUGCUGCGGAAGCACGUUACGGGUAUACAGCACCUAGUUUGGUCUGAUGACGGAAAUUAUCUCUUCAGCAGCGGCGGAUAUGAAGAGUUCUUCGUGUGGAGGGUACGCCGACUCCCAAUAAUUGGUCUAGGCAUCGUGUGCGAGGCAGUCUGCCCACCGGAGAGUGAACUGCCCGACCUACGAAUAAUGAGCUUCUCCGCCCAACCCAUCUCAACGGCAGAAGACGAUGCCAGAUUCCACGUCACGCUCGUCUACUCUGACUCGACCAUCAGAACCUACUCCUACACCUCCACCCCCACCGCCAAGACCUUCGCCCUCAUCCACGUCGGGACGUACCUCACCUCCUGCCUCACGCAAGCCACACACCUCUCCCCGUCCCUCCUCUUGACCGCCGGCACCGACGGCCACAUCGCCUUCUGGCCCCUACCCACCGCAUCAUCACCUCCUCCUCCCAACGCCAACGACGCCGACCCUCUCCCCCUCGCCCCCACCGCCCGCACCCGCCUCCACCAAAGCACCAUCAAGGCCCUCGCCUGCGCCCGCCUCUCGCCCGCCACAUCGCUCCUCCUCACCGCCGGCGAUGACAACGCCGUGGCGUUCACCCUGCUGCCCACGACGGGGGAAACGAAUACGGCGGCGAGAACGGGCACGAGGACGGGCACGAAGACGACGCUCGUCAUCCCCCGUGCGCACGCCGCGACGGUGACGAGCGCGGUGCUGCUGCGUGCGGGGCCGGGGGCCGCGCAGGAAGGCGGCGGAGAACAGAGGCUGGUGGCGGUCACGGCGGGCAGCGAUCAGCGCGUCAAGGUGUGGGAGGUCGUCGUCGAGCGCGGCGCGUUGCUGGACGGGGAAGAGGGAGAGGAGGAGGGAUCGGGCCCGAGUAGAGGUGUGGAUGCGGUGCGGGUUAGGAGGCUGGCUGAUGAGGGGACGGCGGUGGCGGAUGUGUCAGAUGUGGUUGUCUUGACUGCUGCGGCUGAGGAGGGGGGAAGGCGGAUCGAUGGGAUGGGGGAAGAGGCGGCGGCGGCGCAGAGGCGGACGGUGGUGGUUGUUGGUGUGGGGAUGGAGGCGUGGGGGUUGGAUGUUUGA
Molecule: messenger RNA, 3468 nt
Organism: Lasiodiplodia theobromae
Lineage: Eukaryota; Fungi; Ascomycota; Dothideomycetes; Botryosphaeriales; Botryosphaeriaceae
Product: WD repeat containing protein
Exons: 3
Coding region: 1-3468 (1155 amino acids)
Biological process (GO): tRNA methylation
Cellular component (GO): cytoplasm
Molecular function (GO): protein binding
Source: RefSeq, a predicted model, not a curated record